AUGAAUCGUUCAAGUGAAUAUAAUGAUUUCGAAUGGACGAUUAGUCUAAAUCGACUUAUGUUAAAAAUCAUCGGUUUGUGGCCGCCAGACAACCGGGACUCGCGUCAAAUUGUAGGACCGAAAUUUCGACGGUUGUGUAGUUUCAUCACAUUACUUUUCGUAUUCACGAUACCGAGUUUAAUAUCAUUGAUAAGAGUAUGGGGUGACAUGAUACUGAUGAUAGAUAAUAUGCAAUUUAGUCUACCUCUGUCGAUGGCGCUUUUGAAAGUCUGCAUUAUUUGGUACAAACAAGAAGUUUUGUCCCCUCUAAUUGAUAUGGUUAAAGCAGAUUGGUUGAAGGUAAAAAUUAAAGAGGAGCGAGACGUUAUGCUGAGGUGCGCCAGAAUUACUCGAGCGAUCGCUAUGUGCGGAUUGUUCAUAGUAUUUUUUGCAUUAAUCAUUGUGUUUGGUUUACCAUGUCUCGAAAUGACAAGGAAAUAUGGUACCAACUUAACCAAUUCUGGAAAACACUUACCAAUACAAACGUAUUACUUACACGAUGUGUCCAAAAGUCCGCAAUUCGAACUAACCCUUCUGGCGCAAGCAUUCGCAAUGUUGAUAAGUAGUUUCUCUUAUUCCGGAGUUGACAACUUACUCGGACUAUUAGUUUUGCACGUAUGCGGUCAACUGGAAAAUUUACAUUCCCGAUUAAUACAUAUAAAGAAGUAUCCCAACUACAAUGAAGUUUUGAAAUAUAACGUCCAAGAUCAUAAUCGUUUGAUCAGAUCUAUCGAAAUAAUUGAUGAUACCUUCAAUUUAAUGCUACUUGGCCUGAUAUUUUACUUUGCUAUACUAUUUUGUCUGCAAGGAUUUCUCAUAGUUAAUGUUAUUAAUCAAAAAGACCAAUUAUCAAUUAUGCAGUUGAGUUGGUUUGCUAUAGCGACUACAUCUCUUUUUUUGCACAUGUGUCUUUAUUGUGCUGUUGGUGAAAUUCUAGUGAUACAGAUAGUGAAACCCACUAUAUCCACAAAUGAACCUAAUGUGAGGCAUUAA
This is a messenger RNA of Odontomachus brunneus, 1032 nucleotides long. RefSeq lists its product as uncharacterized. The transcript has 6 exons. Gene Ontology annotation, molecular function: odorant binding; olfactory receptor activity. The record is from RefSeq and is a predicted model, not a curated record. Lineage: Eukaryota; Metazoa; Arthropoda; Insecta; Hymenoptera; Formicidae. Gene Ontology annotation, cellular component: plasma membrane. Gene Ontology annotation, biological process: detection of chemical stimulus involved in sensory perception of smell; sensory perception of smell. Bases 1 to 1032 code for a protein of 343 amino acids.